UUGUGGGAUAUUGCGGCCCAGGCAGGCAGGCAGGCAGGCGGAUAGCGGAACGUUCGCCCGUUCGUCGGCGGUUAGGAAGGGCGCGCGGGAGAAGGGGGCCGUCCUUUACCCCGACGGGAAGCGCGGAGGGACAUACCCGCUUCAAAAAAAAGACAAGAAAAGGCGAUUUCCUCUCCUGGUUCUCCAGGACCCUUGACCCCCCCUCCCUUCCCCUCGAUGUGUUUGUAGUGCCGGAGCAGGAGGCAGCGCGAUGGCUUCAAGCAGCGGCACCGAUGUGAUCCAGGUCACCAACGUCUCCCCGAGCGCCACCUCGGAACAGAUGCGGACUCUCUUCGGCUUCCUGGGCAAGAUCGAGGAGCUGCGCCUCUUCCCUCCCGAUGACUCUCCUUUGCCUGUUUCUUCACGUGUGUGUUUUGUAAAGUUCCAAGAACCUGACUCUGCAGUUGUGGCACAGCAUCUGACAAAUACUGUAUUCGUUGACAGAGCAUUGAUAGUCGUACCAUAUGCAGAAGGAGUUAUUCCUGAUGAGACUAAGGCUCUGUCACUCCUGGCUCCAGCUAAUGCUGUGGCAGGUCUUCUGCCGGGUGGUGGACUCCUGCCUACCCCCAACCCACUUUCUCAGAUCGGUGCCGUUCCUUUGGCUGCUUUAGGAGCUCCAACACUUGACCCAGCCUUGGCCGCUCUAGGUCUUCCUACAGCAAACUUAAACUCCCAGUCUCUUGCAGCAGAUCAACUACUAAAGCUUAUGAGUACAGUAGAUCCAAAGCUGAACCAUGUAACUGCAGGCCUCGUUUCACCAAGUCUGAAAACAGAUACCUCGAGUAAAGAAAUAGAAGAAGCCAUGAAACGAGUACGAGAAGCACAAUCCCUGAUCUCUGCUGCUAUUGAACCAGAUAAAAAAGAUGAUAAGAGGCGGCAUUCAAGAUCUAGAUCACGUUCAAGGAGGAGGAGGACGCCAUCGUCUUCUAGACACAGAAGUCUCACAAAAAAACGAUCAAGAAGCCGAUCUAGAAGACGAUCUCACUCUAAAUCAAGAAGCAGGAGGCGAUCUAAAAGUCCUCGGCGGCGGAGAUCUCAUUCCAGAGAGCGCACUAGAAGGUCUAGGAGCACAUCCAAAAGCAGAGACAAAAAGAAAGAAGAGAAAGAGAAGAAGCGGUCUAAAACUCCACCAAAGAGUUACAGCACAGCCAGACGGUCCAGAAGCACAAGCAGAGAAAGACGACGACGAAGAAGCAGGAGUGGAUCCAGGUCUCCUAAAAAGCCCAGAUCUCCUAAGAGAAAGAUGUCAAAGUCCCCUUCACCAAAAAGACACAAAAAGGAGAAGAAAAAGGAUAAAGACAAAGAGAGAAGUAGAGAUGAACGAGAAAGGUCCACAAGCAAGAAGAAGAAGAGUAAAGACAAAGAGAAAGAUCGGGAGAGAAAGUCAGAGAGUGACAAGGAUGUCAAACAGGUCACAAGGGACUAUGAUGAAGAAGAGCAAGGCUACGAUAGUGAAAAAGAGAAAAAGGAAGAAAAGGCAACAGAUUCCACUUCCCCAAAACGCAAAGAUUCGCCGGCUGAAAAAGGGAGUGGCGAUGCAAGGGAAUCCAAAGUCAAUGGGGAUGAUCACCAUGAAGAAGAUAUGGAUAUGAGCGACUAAAUAUUGCCUUUGCAGUGAAAACAGCUGACAACAUGCAUCAGUGUCAUUCCUGUGUGAUUCCUUUAUGCUGUACUUGUUUAACCUUUUAAGCUAGAUGUAUACAACUGUAACUAUAACUGGUUGUAAAGCUCCUGAUAUUAAAUACUUACAUCAGAAUUUUAGAAAGUGGUAUCUGGAUUUCCAUUCUUGUUCUUGGCCAAAAUGAACUGAGCAGCCCGGCGAUUCUUCCUCGCUUGGUGCUGCUUUUUCCUUUUUGAGCAAAAAGUUGCAUGCAUCUUUGGCAGGCAUGGACUGUUUGUGUUGUAUGACCUUUUUAGUAAACCAGCUCACCUACAGUAGUGUUUAUAGCGUUUUAUUCAUUUGCGGUAAUAGCAAAAUAGGGAAUGCACUGGCUGCAUGUUAACUGUGGCAAGAACAUCCUCAUCUCUACAACAAACAGUGGAUCUGCUAAGGGUCUUAAAAUGUAGACAAACUAACAUUAGCUUCAUCUGGAGACAAAUGUUCUGAUAGAAAUAGAUAAUCUUUUUGGCCUCCUGGCUGAAUCUUUUUGUUGUGGAUUUGUUUAGCUUUGACAAGGUUGAAAUGCACUAACCUUUUUUGAUGCCCAGUGUAAGGAAAACGUUUUGAGUCUAAAUCUUUCUCAGGUGGUGUGAUUGAUUUUCUUUUAUUAUUAUUUUUUGGCAAUUUGUAGAUGCUUAUAAAAAAAAUCUCUGUAUUCUGCAAGGCAAGCUUUGUGUCUUCUUUUCUAUGGUUUUCAUUUUCUUUUUGAUUUUGUUUGUGAGUGUAAAAACCCUGCAAAAAAGGUAGUGCAUUUAAAAAAAAACUUCACAACGAUUUUAAAAUAAGUCUACUUGAUAAUGUAAUUGAUCUCAAGUUGUAUAAACUAAUACAUUUAUGUUACAGUCACUGAAGUAGUAACCUUUUGCACACAGUGAUUUCAUGUUAUUAUGCAAAGUAGUUGGGCAACCUGUUCUUUUAGUUCUGAAAGUUUUUGAAGCAUAUACUUUUGUGCAGGUAAAAGCAAGAGUAGGCUACAGUCUGUGCCAUGUUGAUGUACAGUUUCUGAAAUUGUUUUACAAGACUUUGAUAAUAAAACCCUUAAAUAUA
This is a messenger RNA of Anolis sagrei ordinatus, 2746 nucleotides long. RefSeq names its product serine and arginine rich splicing factor 11 (gene SRSF11). The record is from RefSeq and is a predicted model, not a curated record. Gene Ontology annotation, molecular function: RNA binding. Gene Ontology annotation, biological process: RNA splicing. NCBI's taxonomy places the organism in Eukaryota, Metazoa, Chordata, Lepidosauria, Squamata, Anolidae. Gene Ontology annotation, cellular component: nucleoplasm.